Naegleria fowleri is the source of this 921-nucleotide messenger RNA. RefSeq lists its product as uncharacterized. The record is from RefSeq and is a predicted model, not a curated record. Bases 1 to 921 code for a protein of 306 amino acids. Lineage: Eukaryota; Heterolobosea; Eutetramitea; Acrasida; Naegleriidae. Gene Ontology annotation, cellular component: nucleus. The transcript has a single exon.
AUGAUCAAAUCCACAUACAACAGCAGUGAUGAAGAAGAGGACCGUACCUCGUAUGAACAAGAAGACAACAAGGAAGAUCAUCGCCAUUCUCUUUCAUUCCGAUCCUCUCAUUUACCACCAAGUGGUGAUGCAUCCAACAACAACAAACGAAAAUCUCUGUUAGAAACAUUCUCUUCCCGAACAAGGCUUCAAUUCAAAGCUGCUCAAGUCUUGUUGCCUGAUGAUUCCGAAGCAGCCAUUUCUGCUAAAACAAUACAAAACAAUACACCAUCAUCGGAUGAAGCCUAUGAAAGCGAAGAUGAAAGGAGUAGUAGUAAUGGUAGUAAUAGACAACAUUCUCAUAACAGAUGGGCAGCUCUUGAUCAACCAUCAUCAUCCUCCUCGCUACAAACAUUAUCGGAACAACAACAAGAGGAUGAAGAUCAUCGUACACUCUAUGAACGUCUUUUGGAAAACAAACUCAAAAAACAAAAGGAAAUUGAAGAACAAAAUGCUCCUAAAGGUCCCAAAUCACUCGAUGAAGAUGAUGUACAUUAUUUGAGAGAACAAGAAGAAUUAAUGAAAGAAAAAGAAAGAGAAAUUAAGAAACAAGAAGAAGAAGAAAUUGCAAAAUAUUUAAAAGGAGAAAUGGAUCGUGGUUCUGUAAAUACAGUAGUGAUGACUGUUCUUGAUGAUAAAGAAGAUACCAACACACUUGUUCAAGAUUCUCCUGAGAAUAGAAAUGUUGUUGAAUUGAAUGCAAGUCCUACAGUUUUACCAAUUUCAGAUUUACAAGUUGUAGAAGUGAAAAAGAGAAAACGAAAUGAAACGACAAUGACGAAUCAUUCGAAUGAUCAUAAUGCCAAGAAAAAGAAGAAUAACAAAAAGAACGCAUCAUCAACCAUUGUGAAUAGUCAUUUAUUAGAAUAUGACAGUUCGUAG